Eimeria necatrix is the source of this 309-nucleotide messenger RNA. RefSeq lists its product as hypothetical. NCBI's taxonomy places the organism in Eukaryota, Apicomplexa, Conoidasida, Eucoccidiorida, Eimeriidae. The record is from RefSeq and is a predicted model, not a curated record. Gene Ontology annotation, cellular component: mitochondrion; respiratory chain complex IV. Bases 1 to 309 code for a protein of 102 amino acids. The transcript is spliced from 5 exons.
AUGACGAAGCAAGAGAUGGUUCAGAUGUACCAAAGGAACAUAGAGGAGCUCACCGCGCAGAAUCCGCAUGCAGAGGACCCUCGCCUGCUCCAGGCUAACCAGGGGAGCGCGUGCGCCCUUCGCUACACCAUGUUCUGCCGGUGUGCACGGGAGCUGGGCGAGGAGAACCCGCGUUGCAAGUACCAGUAUUACCGCGCACAGAUCGCGUGUACAGCUGAACAGAUGGAUGACUGGAACGAACACAGAAGCCGCGGCACAUGCAUGUUCGACAUCAUGCCCGAGCGGUCUACAAAGCAUCUGCGGCAGUAA